GAGAACAUUAUGUAAAUUUCUUACUGGAGAAUACAAAUUUAAAAAUAUAAAUGAAAUAUACAAAUUUGAUUUUCAUACUGCUGUAAAAAUUAUUUAUGUAUAAUACUAUACCUAUCAGAUCUAGAACAGUUUUUUUUACAUUAAUGUAGUAAUACUGUAAGUACUUAUGUGACAGUGGAGAAGUGUUGAUGUAUGAAAAUGAAGUUUAAUUGAAAUAUAUCAAACAGUUAACAAAAUGACAGCUAACUAUUAUUUUGCAAUCGUCGGACAUGCUGAUAAUCCUUUAUUUGAAAUUGAAUUCAACAAUUCUGGGAAAGAUUCGAAGAAAGAAGAUUAUACCCAUUUAAACCAAUUCAUUGCACAUGCUGCUCUAGAUCUUGUAGAUGAACAUACUUGGAAAACAACAAAUAUGCAUUUAAAAGUCGUAGAUAAGUUUAAUCAAUGGUUUGUGAGUGCAUUUGUUACUGCAACUCAUAUUCGAUUUGUUAUGGUACAUGAUAGUAAGAAUGAAGAUGGUAUAAAAAAUUUCUUUAAUGAAAUGUAUGAAAUGUACAUAAAGUACUCUAUGAAUCCAUUUUAUAAAUUAAAUACACCUAUUAAAUCUAUUGGCUUUGAGAAAAAGGCACAAUUAUAUGGCAGAAAAUAUUUAUCUUCAUAAAUUGUUUAAUAUUUCAAAGCUGUUCAUUAUAUAGAAAAGAAGUGGAAAACACGAUGCAGUUAAUAAAAUAUUAUGCAAACAAUUUUGAAUAUGAAUAAAUAACUUCUUAUCUAAAUAUGAAUUUUAGGUGUUCUAUAGAAAAAUAUAUGUUGUAUAAUAUUUUUUUUUAAACUUUUGUAUAUUUAUAUAAAGUAUUAUUUAGUAAUAGUAUAUAAAGUAAUAUUUAUAUAAAUUAUAAAAAAAAU
Messenger RNA from Heterotrigona itama, 903 nucleotides. The record is from the annotation of a GenBank genome assembly. Lineage: Eukaryota; Metazoa; Arthropoda; Insecta; Hymenoptera; Apidae.